CGAUGUUCUGUAGUUGUUGUUUUGCCAGUAGGUCAGCACAUGAAUUUGAUUCUCGGUUUGUCCAAGUGUAUUGCAAGCUUUCAAACUUCUGCUCCCAUUUCCACAUGUCACGUAGCCAGUUAACAACAUCAAUAUUUUUUGUUCUCUUUUUAAGGAGAUUGAUGUGUUAUAUUUUAUUUUAUUUGAUUUUUGGUUUUUUAUAUGGUUUAUGUCAAUCUAUAAUUAUAAAUUAUCCAAUAUAUUGUACAUAAUAUGUUAGACCAAUAUGAAAGGACUAGUAUUAUCUCCCGUGCAUUGCACGGAAAAGAAGUUUGAUGUUAUAUCUUGCAACAUUAAUCCCUUAUAAACCCAAACUGUAAAUUAUUGAUCGUAUUUUCAAAACAAAAUAAAUCAUUACACAUGCAAACAAAUUGAGAGAAGGCAUAUCUCUUGCACAGAGCAAAUUAAAAUACCAAUCUUUUUGUUUUUUGUUUUUCGUCCAUCUGCUUUUGUUUUCUUUGGUCAAUUCGUUUGUAUCAUUUUCAAUGAAAAUAAAAAUAUAAACAUGCAAAUAAAAAAUAGGAAGACUAACCUCAUCAGAUUAGGUCUUGCUCUAGAAAGUAGACAUGGAUCUUUAUCGUUUCCUCUACCAUCCGAGUUUCUUUAUCACAUUUGUUACCUUCUGGUUAUCAACAAAUUUUUCUCUGUUUUUUUCUUGUGGUGCUUCUAAAGUUAGAAGUCUUGUGCAUGUGCUCCCAUAGGAGUCUCUCUAACUCUCGUUCCCUGAAUAAUCAAUCACAAGCACAAUAUAUAAAACAUAUAUAUUUCAGCGAUAAUAGAUUUAGUCCAUUUUGAAAUGUUACCGACAUAUUUUGGUCGCGUCACUUUUUCAUUUUGCAAUAUGUAGCUUCUGCUAAUAUCUAAAAGAGGAAAAAGGUUAUAAGAAGAUUAGGAGAAAAAGAUUUGUGAAUAAAAAAUCAACAUAAAGAAAAUUAUCCUUUGAGCAUAAAGAGUUUGGGCAUUUUAAGUCUCACUAACCUCACUUUAACCUUCAUCAGCCAAUUUUGUUGUGCGCUUGUCUAUCCGUCGCCCAUAGCAAGAGACUAUGUUGAUCUCAGAAAUGUAGAUACGAACAUUAGAAAGUUUUGAUCUAUUUAGUUAGAAACUGAAAUGUCAUCACAUUUUCGGAGAGAGUCAUUGGAGCCUCUGCAGAAAAACUUAGGAAUUUACGUGCAAUAAGAGAUGAAGUUGAAUUUAUGGCACUGUAACAGUUUCAGAUAUAAUGAGAUCAUGGGAGUAGUUGUGAGAAAUAUUAGGGAGAUUUUAUAUAAAAAAUAAAUAAAAAUAAUACAUAGAAAUCAGUUAAGAAAGACGAAACUGUUUAUAUAUUUUUUUUUGACAUUUGUAAUUUUUUUAAAAAUUGUUAAACAUAUUCCAUAUGUCAAAAUUUUGUUGGUCUUGUGACUUGUGCUUUAGUAUAUAAGGGAUUAAACGCCUAACAUAAGCAAAAUUUCAAUUACUAAUCAGCAACUGUAAUAAGAUACUUGAUUGAAGUACAAAAAAAGAAAUAUUUAAUCCUGCAUUUGCUUAAAAGAGGACGCCACGUGUGAAGCGAAAGCACCAAUAGUAAGAUAGAAGUUACCUCUCUCUCCUUCCAAAAUCCAAACUAUCUCUCCCUUCAAUCUCCGACGAGGCAGGACCAACGACCAAUCCAGACAUUGUUUGACUCCUUAACCCCCAGAUUCAUUCACCCGCAGGAAAGAAAAGUCUCUCUCUCUCUCUCUCUCUCUCUCUAUUUCGUCUUCUUGGAUCUCGCAUUAUCUGCAACUUCAUCUCCUUCGAUUUCUACAUCAGAUCUGGGGGAAUGGAUAGCAGUUACUCUGCCAUCUCCAAAAACUCUUACCUCGAGUUACAGAAACAGACUCACAAUGCAAAACCCACAUCCAAGUUGCUUCCUUUCGAUGACGAAACCUUCGUCCACGACGAAGAAAGCUUCGUCGAUGAUCUAGACUUCGAUGUCUCUAGUUACCCCCUCGUUAACGGAUCCAAAUCGAGUCAAGGUGGAUCUGGGAUCUACGGCGCCGUUUUCAACCUCACCACAUCCAUCAUCGGCGCCGGGAUCAUGGCAUUGCCGGCCACCAUGAAAGUCCUCGGCUUGGUUCUCGGCUUCGUUUUAAUCAUCCUCAUGGGAGUUUUAUCCGAGAUCAGCGUCGAGCUUCUGGUUAGAUUCUCAGUUCUCUACAAGUCCAGAUCCUACGGCGAGGUAGUCCAAUCCGCUUUAGGGAAAACCGCUAGGGUUUUGUCUGAGAUUUGCAUCAUCGUCAACAACGGUGGCGUUCUCGUUGUCUACCUCAUCAUAAUGGGUGACGUCAUCUCCGGUUCUCUUCACCACGUCGGUGUUUUGGAUCAGUGGUUAGGUAACGGGUUCUGGGACCACCGUAAAGUUUUGAUCUUGAUUGUUAUGGUCGUCUUCUUGGCUCCUCUCUGUGCGUUGAACAAGAUUGAUUCAUUGAGCGUGACUUCGGCUGCUUCCGUCGCUCUUGCUGUUGUUUUCGUUGUUGUCUGUUUCGCUGUGGCGGCUAUUAAGCUUGUAGAAGGAACUAUUGAUACUCCGAGGAUGAGUCCUGAUUUUGGUUCCAAGAAGGCGAUCUUGGAUCUUCUCGUGGUGAUUCCGAUAAUGUCGAACGCUUACGUUUGUCAUUUCAAUGUGCAGCCGAUCUAUAACGAGCUUGAAGGUAGAUCGCCUCAUAAGAUGAACAGCGUUGGGAGAAUCACUACAGCUAUUUGUGUUGUUGUCUAUGCGUCAACCGCUGUCUCCGGUUAUCUUCUCUUUGGUCAGGACACUGAAUCAGAUAUCUUGACCAACUUUGAUCAAGAUCUAGGCAUCCGUUUCAGCUCUGCGGUGAACUACAUUGUCAGGAUAGGAUACAUUCUUCAUCUAGUCCUCGUCUUCCCCGUGGUCCAUUUCUCGUUGAGAGAAACCGUCAACACUUUACUGUUUGAAGGAUCUCCUCCUCUGUCGGAAACCAAGAAGAAAUCUUUGGGGCUCACAGUUGUCUUGCUGGCUCUUAUAUACAUCGGCUCGACCAUGAUCCCGAAUAUAUGGACUGCAUUCAAAUUCACUGGGGCAACAUCAGCGGUUUCGCUUGGUUUCACGUUCCCUGCUUUGAUUGCGUUACGGUUAGGGAAACAGAGCAAUGCUUUAAGCCUGGUGGAGAGAUCUGUGUCGUGGUUGAUGCUUAUCUUGGCCGUGGUGGUUAGUGUUGUGGGAACCCUUGGCAACAUUUACAGUCUCAGAAGCAAAUCAGAUUGAUAGAUUACACCAAUCAGAGAUUCAGUUUUAUGACUGCUACAUGCACCUUUAGAGGAUCUUGAUCAAUGGGCUUCUCUGUUCAGGCUAAGCCUAAAGAUUCACCUGUUUGUGAAUUGGUUUAAUCAUUACCCGUCACUUCUAUGUAUACAGACCAGAUUCUUGUAAUAUUACUAUUAUUAUUAUAUACGCAAUUUUUUUGACU
Brassica rapa (field mustard) is the source of this 3494-nucleotide messenger RNA. RefSeq names its product amino acid transporter AVT6E. The record is from RefSeq and is a predicted model, not a curated record. Gene Ontology annotation, cellular component: membrane. Gene Ontology annotation, biological process: amino acid transmembrane transport. Lineage: Eukaryota; Viridiplantae; Streptophyta; Magnoliopsida; Brassicales; Brassicaceae. Gene Ontology annotation, molecular function: L-amino acid transmembrane transporter activity.